This is a messenger RNA of Leucoraja erinaceus (little skate), 2409 nucleotides long. RefSeq names its product MyoD family inhibitor domain containing 2 (gene mdfic2). The coding region runs from base 602 to 1195 and encodes 197 amino acids. The record is from RefSeq and is a predicted model, not a curated record. The transcript is spliced from 4 exons. Lineage: Eukaryota; Metazoa; Chordata; Chondrichthyes; Rajiformes; Rajidae.
AUCUCUCUUUAUUCCUCCCCAUCUUUUUUCCCUUCCUUCUUUCCCAUCCUCUCCCUUUCUCUCUUUUCCUUCCUUUAUCUCAUUUCUUCCUUCCUCUUCUCUCUUUCCUUCCUUCCUCUCUUUUUCGUCCUCCCUUCUCCUCUUCUUCUCUCUCUCUUUCUUUCCUUCCUUCCUGUCCUCUCUCCUUUUUUCUUGUAUCUCUCCUCCUCUCCAUCUCUUUCUAAUCACUCCCCCUCUCUAUCUCUUUCUAUCCAUCUCCCUCCCCCUCUCUAUCUCUUUCUAUCCAUCUCCCUCCCCCUCUCUAUCUCUUUCUAUCCAUCUCCCUCCCUCUCUGUCUCCCACUCGUUCUAUCUCCCUCUCUGUCAGUAUCUGUCUCCCUCUCUCUCACCGCCUCUCUCGCCCCCCCCCGCUCCGCUGGUUCGCCCCCGGCGGCCGCGUACACGCCCUGUGCCGGGCUGCAGGCGAGCGAUGCCGGCGGACCAGACGGAGCCUGCAGCGGAGAGGGGCUCCGGCACUGGGGCGGCAAACUACGCUGCCCGGGCCGGCUACCCAGCGCCGUUCACCGGGGGAGUUGCUUUGCUUCAAGACGCUGCUGCCUCCGAUGACUGAAUUUGCAAUGGAUGGGAAAGAAUUAAUUCUUCCAGAAUGCUCUGACCAUCGAAAAGAAAACUGCUCAAUGGUCAAUAACGGUGAGACGUUCUCUUCACCAGAUAGUAAAUCGUCGGAUGACGGGCGAUGUAACGUUAUUAGCGGUGGAGGGGCAGAAUACACGAAGGAUGCAGCAGUGCGUUCAGUCGGCUCACUCUCACCGUCCAAAAAAGCGCCGAGCGAUGACUUUUGGAUGGGUUCAGCUUCAUCACCGUAUUCCAUGGACAGUAAGAAAAGUAAAUUUGGCUUCCAAACGCCAAGUUCGCAGAGUCAUAACACACAUACUGAAGAUGAAUGCGCCUCUCUCAUCCUGACCUGUCUGUUUUGCCAGUUUUACGAUUUUCUGCUCAUGCUACCUCACACAUGCGCACAUCUCUGGACCCGCACAUGUUGCUACGACUGCCACAAAUAUAGCACUGACGUGAGCAACAGCACCUGUGAUUGUAACUGCAAGUGUGAUUUUGACUGUGGUCUGUUUGACGCCUGUCAGGAAACCAGUGACUGCUUGGAACUGGCUUUAGAAAUUUCUGAAGUUUGUUAUCGUUGAACGUUCUCAUGGACAUGAAAUCACUGUCUGGAUACCUAGUUGCACACUCCCCUUCUCUCUCUCUCUCUCUACUAGAGCAAGUGCUGUACAACGAGGUCACCGUUGCAAGUUUAAACACUGUGAAUUCAAGCAUUUUUUUCUGAAAAUAUCUAAAAUAAACCUGUGUUCCAGCUUUGCUUAGUGUUCUAAAUUGUCUGUAUAUAUCAUAUAAUAACGCUGUAAUGCCAGAUCACUUUAUUUUCUCUGUCCUCAGCCCUUGGUAUGGUUAAGAAAGCCACUGUGGUGAAUGACUGUUGGGGUGGCUAAUGUCGUGAAACUCUGCUCCAGUGUUAAUCCAUCUCCAAUAUCACAUCAUGUGGAUUGAGUAUGAUGAUUGAGUAUCAUCAGCAACUGUAGACUAGGGAAGACACUGGGUGCUACAGUCUGCAGUCAGAAGAAGGGUCUCGACCCGAAACGCCGCCUAUUCCUUUUCUCCAGCGAUGCACCCUGACCCGCUGAGUUACUCCAACAUUUUGACGUCUAUCUUCGGUACAAACCAGCAUCUGCAGUUCCUCCCCACACACAUAGUCUACACUGUACGGACUGCAAAAGCACGAAGGAAAGUUGUGAAAAUUGAGUCAAUUGUUCUGAAUGUUGUGGUCUUUGCUUUCUUUAAUAACCACAAGGGGAUAAACCUUUGGCUCCCAACCUUGGCUACAAAUUUUGAGUAUUUAACAGCAUGUUUACAGAAAAUGAGACCACCGAGAAUGAAGUGGGACCACAAAUGGUUUGUGUGUAAAUUUGUUGGCAAUGCCAAAGAAAGAAUAUUACUGUGACUUGGCACACGUGACAAUAAAGUACCAUUCAUUCAUUCAUUCAUUCAUUCAUUUAUACUGUAUGCCUUGAUAUCGUAUGGAUAAUUUCUGGUUAGGAUAUUUCAGAUACUUAAGAAGUUAAAGGAAAGUUAUUGAUAGUUGAGCACUGAAUUUCAAAACAGAUUUUUUUUAAAUAUACUGCACUUAAAAUUACACAAGGGAAUAUUUGAGAAUUUAGAUGUCAUUUCAUAUUAAUGUGGCACAAGACAUGUAGCGUUUUCAACGGUAAAACUGAUGAAUAAUCAUACUUCUCUGACAUGUUGAUGCAAGUAUUCAAGAUCUUUGCAAGGAGUUUGGCUGUGUUAUCUUAUGCAUCUUUUUCUUUUAUCAUCAACUGUAUAAAUAAAGAUAUAGAUACUA